UCCGGGUGUUACACCUGCCGCUCCUGUCACUCCUGUCCACGUUCUUUUAGGCUCUUGUUCAUUUUGUUUCCUUUUUCUUCAUUUUGUGUUGUUGUCCUGUGGACUUUGUCCUCGUGUGUUUUACAGUACUUCACUGCUGGGUUUAACGCGAUUCGGUGUUUUCCACAAUUUUCGUCCUCGUUCCCGUUGGAUGAGAGAAUGCCGCCUGUAAACAAUGAAACAAAGGCGUCCAUUCCAGACAGAGUCAGUCAGAGAUGUUGGACCGUUUAACAUCAUUGUCGCGCAACAGGACCGGGCGCGUUCCUAAGCCCCGCCCCUUUGCACGCACCUGUACCUGCGGAGCAGCAGACGCUUUUACGUACUGGACACUGGGACAGCAGCACCAUGGGAGGUGUCUACUCCAGUGAAAGAAUAACAGGAGUUUUCUCCUAUGAGAGUUCAGAUAUCGACUGGUGUGAAGACAACUACAUACACUCAGAACAUGUGGUGGAGUACUUUAACACUGUGAGCAGCUUCACAUUCUUUAUUAUUGCUCCAGUCAUGCUCUACCUUCUGCAUCCCUAUGCUAAGGAGAGGAGUCUGUCGAUCCACAUGGUCUGGGUCAUGAUGAUAUUUGUUGGGCUCUUCUCAGCAUAUUUCCACAUGACUCUGAGCUUUGUUGGCCAGAUGUUAGAUGAGCUGUCAAUCCUGUGGGUGUUGGCGGUGGGAUAUUCUGUCUGGUUCCCUCGUAAGCUCUACCCUUCUUUUAUAAAAGACAGGACCAUGUUUUCACGGCUGGUCAUGGGGAUCACCGUCGUCACCUCGGUCUCAUCGUUCGUCAAACCGACCGCCAACGCCUACGCCUUGAACUGCUUUGGCCUCCAUCUGCUCUACGUGUUGGCGCUGGAGAUGAAAAGCUGCAGCGACCAGAAGGCCGUGCGUCUGGCCAAGCUGUCGGUGGGGCUGUGGACGCUCGCCAUCACCUGCUGGAUCAGCGACCGCUUUGGCUGCAGCUUGUGGCAGAGGCUCAACUUCUGCUACCUGCACGGCAUUUGGCAUAUUCUCAUUGUGAUGGCUGUGGCCUAUGGCAGCACGCUGAUAGCUUACCUAGACGCCAACAAUGAGAUCCCGUACUCGCUGCCUGGACUCCAGUACUGGCCGUGUGAUAAAUGGGCUCUUGGAUUUCCUCACCUUGUCCUGAAGGGAACAACCAAAACACGGAAACAGUGCUGACGCCGUUAAAGUCUUUGUUGGUAAAUUUAUUACUGCAGUAUUUCUGUUAUGAUGAGCCACCAAUUGAACCUCAUCUGUGUGAUCCCAAGUUAAAUACUUAGUGCAAAACUUACAAUAUAUUUUAAUUAUGUUGUCAAUGAUGCUAUUUAUACUAAUUAUUAUAUAUAAUUUCCAUUUCAAUGUUGAAAUACUUUAUGAGGUUUGUUUUCUUUGCCAUUUUUCAGGUUUAAAGCUGAUGUCUUAAAUGUUUGUUAAUCAUGAAAGAUGUCAUAAACUGUCUGUAGGCAAUGUAGAAAACUAUAUAUGGCAGGACAAUGUCAUGUAUUUAAUUAAUGUCCAGCUUUUAACUAAUUAUUUCAUAAUUUAAUUUGUCAUUACUGUUUGAUAUAUUAUUAGAGUGAAAUGUGUGAACUUUUCUAACAGUCUGAGACUGGUUACUAUUAGCUGUAAGUUAUGAACUUAUUUUAAAUUAUUACUAUCAUCAAAAUUAUAAUUAUCUGUUCACUGGGGAUUAAAAGUGCCACAAUUUGACCUGAUGUUACACUGACCUUGUAACAUGUCAUAACACAUGUUAAUGGUUCAUAUAUCUGGUCAGAUUGUGGCGUUAUUCAUUUGUAUGACUGACCAUUUAAAAUCCAAUUUAAUUUAUUUAUCAUUAAUUGAUGACUACUGACUACUGACUGGGGAUGAAAUGAAUAUUGUUUUAUUGACGAGUCAUUCAACGCAUUUAUUAUCCGUUAUAAUAAAGUAUCAUUAUGUGGGAAUACUG
This is a messenger RNA of Betta splendens (Siamese fighting fish), 1981 nucleotides long. RefSeq names its product alkaline ceramidase 1 (gene acer1). Gene Ontology annotation, molecular function: hydrolase activity, acting on carbon-nitrogen (but not peptide) bonds, in linear amides. The transcript has 7 exons. Lineage: Eukaryota; Metazoa; Chordata; Actinopteri; Anabantiformes; Osphronemidae. The record is from RefSeq and is a predicted model, not a curated record. Gene Ontology annotation, cellular component: membrane. Bases 385 to 1212 code for a protein of 275 amino acids. Gene Ontology annotation, biological process: ceramide metabolic process.